AUGAACACUCGACGCGAGAACUUCAGAAAAUAUCUCGAGACAGGCGAUGUAAUCGAAGCGUUAACUAGUGCUAUAGUUAAUUUAUAUGAACAACCAGAACCUCCAGCAGAUCCUUUGAAUUUCCUUCGUCAACAAUUAGGUGCUAGUGAUGGUAUCGAUGCUGACGCUCUUGUUCGUCAAAAUCAAGACCUUAAAGCAAAAAUUGCCUCACUUAAUCAGACUAUCUCUGAAUUAGAAGCAAAACUUAAUAAUCCUGAACAACAAUAA
This is a messenger RNA of Trichomonas vaginalis G3, 267 nucleotides long. RefSeq names its product associate of C-MYC AMY-1 family. Gene Ontology annotation, biological process: regulation of DNA-templated transcription. NCBI's taxonomy places the organism in Eukaryota, Parabasalia, Trichomonadida, Trichomonadidae. The transcript has a single exon. Gene Ontology annotation, molecular function: transcription coactivator activity. Gene Ontology annotation, cellular component: nucleus. The record is from RefSeq and is a predicted model, not a curated record. Bases 1 to 267 code for a protein of 88 amino acids.